Messenger RNA from Dicrocoelium dendriticum, 2778 nucleotides. The record is from the annotation of a GenBank genome assembly. Lineage: Eukaryota; Metazoa; Platyhelminthes; Trematoda; Plagiorchiida; Dicrocoeliidae.
AUGUCGCCUGGUGUAUUGUCUUCCAGAUCGCAGUCGAGCUUACCUACCCCAUCUAUACAAAGUCAACCGCGGCGUAAGCGUACAGAUCCCGGUCCAUCCAGAUCUAAUUCAAGAGCCGAGUCUAACAACGAGAACUCCAAUUAUCUAGCCAACGAUGACCUAGUGCUUUCUCAAGUUCAAUCGUCACACAUCCUGCCAUUGGUAGGGCACGUUUUGGAGGAAUUGGUGACUACAGAGCGCAGUUACUGUCGGUCAUUGUACGUCUUCUCCGAAGUGGUCGCGAAAACUGUGUGUACCAAAACUGGCGUCAGUUUAAAAGACCUUCGCCUCCUGUUUCCGAGAUGUCUACCUGAAUUGUACUCAAUGCACGUCAAGCUGCUUUAUCGCUUAGAUCUUGGAAUGGCAACUCUUAACCAGGAGACUAUUUCUGUGCACAACUCGAUCAAUGCGGAUGGUCCUGCGUUUCCGGUGUCUGCUCUUCUUCGCACACUGACUGAACCCAUUGCAGACUCCCAACUCGGACCCAAGGACACCCUCCAUGGUGAAGAACCCAGCACCGUUUUCUUUUCACUUUACAAACAUUAUUUGACCCAGUUCACUGUCGCCAUGGAGACAAUGCGUCGGUUGUUGCGUCAGUCCUCGAAAUUUCGUCACACGCUUAAGGGCUUGGAAAGACACGCCGAUUGUGAGGGCUCCGAUUUUUCUGGAUUUCUCUUGGCUCCAGUUCAACGACUACCACGCUACCUGCUCCUGAUGAAACAACUUGUUCGUCAUUUAACCAAAUUGCCCGAUACAAGCCCUCCAAUUGGAGGUAUCCCCGUCAGUGAGGCUCUAGAACAUGCAAGACAGGCGGAGACCCAUCUUCACACUAUUCUGGUCCAUUUAGACGCCCAAGUAUCCAACUGCUUACCGAACCCACCGGAUAUCCCCCCCAAUCCCUCCACUGACCUAAAAUCAAGUCCGGUGCCCGUAACCACAGGAGACCAGAUGUCUCCAAGGAAACUCACUCAGGUGCACUCAGCGCGCAUUAGCGCCACUCGUGACACUGCGAAAUGCUUCUGGCCUCGGAUACGCCGAGCAUUCAGUGAAAUACAAGAUAAAAGCUCUACCUCAGCGGAUCACCCAACACAACCGCUGCCACUGACAGCCAACGCCUCAGGUGACGUAAUGGAACGUACUGAAAUCAUUGAUAAACCCUCACUCGGCUCUUCUGCGGUACCACACGAUUCAAAUGAGUCCGUCCACAUUUUCAGCAUAACUGAAGAAGACGGCAGAUCAAACGCUAGUUUUCAACUUGUGGAAGUAAACUUGGCCGAGUCGGCGACUCCAUAUUCCGAGGGCAGUAAAACUCCGGACAAACAGAUGGUUCAUAUGCAUGAAGAUCCCCUCAACCUAACCAACCUACCUGCGCUUCAUGAUCCCCAUCAGACGCAAACGAUUGAACCACAGAAGGACAACGUCACCCCAUCUUAUUCUCAUCCUGGCGGACAACUCAUGAAAUCUAAGCCACCCACUCAGUCUUUGCUCGAUUCCGGUACUCAAACUAGCCCCGCUGCUUUCACCGAUGACCGACCCGACUGCUUCAGACAUCUUUGUUCCUGUUCCAGCCUUGUUAAUUCAUCGAGAGACAUACGCCUACGGGAUCACGCGACCUUGACGGACGAACACGAUGUCUGCCUAGAGCAGCCUAUCACAUCCAACGAAUUUGUACCGUCUCUUAGUAAUUACACUCUCAGUAGUGUGCAGCGACAUAGAUCUAUGCCAACUGACCCACGAGUUCGCGGCCACAAGAAUUUCGAAGGCAUGUUGGGUGCAAUCCACUCGGAAAGGCCUAUCAGUACGCUUUUGGUGGAUUGCCACAAGCCUAUCGAAUCGCAAUCCUCAUUGAACGAAUCUUCCGGUGUUAACUGCCGAAUUGGAGACGUACAUUUAGAAUGCUCAACUGCCACUGCUCCUAAGCACAUUGAUCACCUCACUUCUGCGAGGUGGCUGCCAUCCUUAACGAGGUCAAGGCAUUCAUCCCAACUAACACAAUCCGCCAGAAGAGUGCAAUGGAAAGACAACACUACCGGCCAGCUGACAACCUCGGAGCAGGCUUGUGAAGGUGAUCGAAAGACCAUGGAUGCGAUGAAAUUUUCUCUUAUGAAUCUGUUCCGCCGAAAAACUAUCGGGUCCGAGGACAUUUCUGAUUGGAAGGAUGGAACACUACAUUCCUCCGACCUGGCCCUUCAAAAUGAAGGGGAGAAUUCAGACGGCCAGCAGCAGCAAACGCACAGCUUUACUUGUGAAGCCCAUUCAGAAACCGCUCCCUUUCACCAACCGUCGCAAUCACUUGCCUUUGUAGACGGAACCUUGGUUUCAUUGUCAUUACCCGAUAGACUGCAGCUGGAAAUGGCCUCCUCACUGAACGAUUUACUUGUUGACAACAUUGAGGAAACCGUUUUCUUGGAUGAAACUGGACAUCCUUGCUUCCAGGUCUGACGACUGCUAAUACUCGGUUUUUAGCUCCAGCAAAGCUCAAGAAGAUUAGACCUCAACAUUGGUACCGUCUUUAAAUCCACCACGGCGGCCUGUACCUUUUUUUGUUCACCAGGCAGUGUGGUUUGGCUUUAGGGCCCUUCCUCACUAACCGAAUCCGUGAAAAUAAAUGAUAUUUGAGCCGAGGAUUUGUGGUGUUCCUCCAUCGGACCGGUCGUCGGAACGCUCACUUACCACUGGGAAAUCAGUUUCUGCUCACCCUUUUUCUUAGAUGAGAGGUAGUCACUGACGGUUAUUCAG